CUAGGCACUAGGCGGCGGCGGCUGGCGUGGGGCUCCUUAGAUGCGCCACGGCUUCGGUAGCGACCGUAUCUCCUGCCGGGUGUGAGUGUCGCCAGCCCCUCCCCCAGGAGACCGUUGCAGUUGGUCGCUUUCUGCUCCUCGGUAACCAUGUGCGACCGAAAGGCCGUGAUCAAAAACGCCGACAUGUCGGAGGAGAUGCAACAGGACUCGGUGGAGUGUGCAACUCAGGCGUUGGAGAAAUAUAACAUAGAGAAGGACAUUGCGGCCCAUAUUAAAAAGGAGUUUGACAAGAAGUACAACCCCACCUGGCACUGCAUCGUGGGGAGGAACUUCGGUAGUUAUGUGACACAUGAAACCAAACACUUCAUCUACUUCUACCUGGGCCAGGUGGCCAUUCUUCUGUUCAAAUCUGGUUAAACGCAUGGACUGUGUCACACACCCAGUGAUCCAUCCAAAACCAAGGACUGCAGCCUAAAUUCCAAAUACCAGAGACUGAAAUCUUCAGCCUUGCCUAGGGGAACACCUCGAUCUUUGAACCUUUGUUGUGCUGUGUUGUGCAGGGUAUUCUCUGUACAAAUUUGUUGUGGUUAUAAAACAAUUAGCAAAACAGCUUACAUUUGUAUUUAUUUUCUAUUCCAUACCUCUGCCCCAUGUUUUUUCUCCUCAAAAUCCAUUCCUUUAAUAAAUCUGUUGGAGAAGUGUG
Messenger RNA from Enhydra lutris kenyoni (northern sea otter), 703 nucleotides. Its product is annotated as dynein light chain LC8-type 1. Bases 148 to 417 code for a protein of 89 amino acids. Gene Ontology annotation, cellular component: cytoplasmic dynein complex. Gene Ontology annotation, biological process: cilium assembly; microtubule-based process. Lineage: Eukaryota; Metazoa; Chordata; Mammalia; Carnivora; Mustelidae. The transcript has 3 exons. The record is from RefSeq and is a predicted model, not a curated record. Gene Ontology annotation, molecular function: dynein intermediate chain binding; dynein light intermediate chain binding.